Messenger RNA from Pseudocercospora fijiensis CIRAD86, 723 nucleotides. RefSeq lists its product as uncharacterized. Lineage: Eukaryota; Fungi; Ascomycota; Dothideomycetes; Mycosphaerellales; Mycosphaerellaceae. Bases 45 to 476 code for a protein of 143 amino acids. The record is from RefSeq and is a predicted model, not a curated record. The transcript has a single exon.
GCGCGCUCAUCUGGCAACUCUUACACUAUCCAUUCUUCGUCUUCAUGGCUUUGUUUGGGGAAAUUCUCGUCACUGGCAAGACUCAACUUCAGACGAAUCAGAAAUCUUUGGAAUGUAUGGAACAUCUGCCGGCAUUUCUCAAUCCGCUUCGACGUCGCACACCACUUGCGGCGAAGAUGGAGAGCAUUGCAACUCGCGUUCUCGAGCAGGCUAGGGUGUGGUUGGAUGGUCAUGGCGAUGCAGCUGCUCAACCUUCUUCUGGCGACGAAGCGAGAAAUCAAACUUCGACGGCACCGGUAGAAACGACGACGAGUCCUUUGAUGGCGCUUUUGACGCCUGCGGCUACGACAGAUGCCUCCUCUGCAUACGAUCUUGGCAGUAUCGACAUGCAGACCGAUAACCUCUACUCGUGGGACGAUGACUUCUUGUUCAACGGUGCGACCGACUGGUUCAAAUUCGAUGAAGCAGUAGUGUGAUAGGUAUGCGCUACGGAAAGUUGUAGGACGUCUACAGCUUGGUCGGAUGGGCUGCGAUGGAUCUUUACGCAGCUCACACGCCCAUGUCUAUUGCGAUACUCUAGGAAGGCAAACACUGUACUGUUGUGGUAUUCAAAAGUCUAUGCUAUACAUGUACGACCUACUAGCUGAGAACAUGCAUGUGGCUUCUAGGUAGCAAACUGCGCUGGUAAAUCGACAGUGGUAUGCAAAGCAAAGUCUAGAUUAG